Molecule: messenger RNA, 1131 nt
Organism: Psylliodes chrysocephalus
Lineage: Eukaryota; Metazoa; Arthropoda; Insecta; Coleoptera; Chrysomelidae
Source: the annotation of a GenBank genome assembly
GUUCGCGCCCACUGAUUUUCAUUACCAUAAUAAUAAAUUCAGUUUUAAAAAUUAAACUUGAACCGCUGAUACUACUCGUUCAUAUGGCGACGACGUUCCAGAGGUCACAUCAUAGAUUACUAUACAAACAAGAGUCGUUGUAGACGAACUCAAACAUCAGAGAGGUUAAGUAAUCGUUUAUUCGAUUCUCUCUCUUAGUUAAAGUGCACUUGUAAACGGGGAAGGUAGAUAUAUUAUUUAAUUCAAAAUGAGUUUGGUCGGAAUCUUAGGCAAGAAAUACAAGUUGGAAAAAAGUGAAAACUUCGAUGAUUAUAUGAAAACAUUAGGUGUGGGUUUUGUCACACGCAAAGCCGGAGCUGCUGUGUCUCCUGUAGUAGAUCUGCAAAAGGAUGGGGACCAGUAUGUGUUGUCGUCGUGUUCAACAUUCAAAAAUGUAAUUUUAAAGUUUACACCCGGCGUUGAAUUCGACCAAGAGACACCAGAUGGUCGAAAAGUUAAAGCAACUAUUUCUAUUGAUGGAAAUACGCUUCACGAAGUUCAAAAAGAUGCCGAAGGAAAAGAGACUACCAUUGACAGGACGUUUACAGCGGACGAAGUGAAAAUGGUAAUGUCUGUCAACAACGUUACCGCUACCAGGAUCUACAAAGCUCAAGCUUAAUGAAAUUAUUAUUAAAUUAUAAAAAUUUUAAUUUUUAAUAUUAUUAUUUUUAUUAUUAUUAUUAUUAUUAUACUGAUUAGAUCAGUAGUUUUUACUCUAAAAUUAUUUUCUAUUUUUCGUGGUACUGAUUUUUUGCGAUGUAUUGGAAAUUAAAACUUCAAAUAUUUACUAAGAAUAUUUUUAUUUAAAAGUAAACGUAUUGGUAUCGUUGGAUAGGUAAAUGUAUAAGGAAUUUUAUGCUUAAAUAAUAUAGAGGGUGUUGCUUUGAAAAAAUUGAGUAAUUUAAACUUAAAAUUAGCCUAAUUUACGACAUAUUUCAAGACACUCUGUAUAAAAUAAACCAGUUCUAUCACCACAGUUCGUUAGCUUAGUAUUUUAAACAAUUUUUAAAUCAUUGUAAACCUACCUAAAUUAUGAUAAUUUAAUUUGAUGUCUGAAUCAUUCUCUAAUUUCAAAUAAAAAUUAUUUGCUUG